AGGAAAUGCUGUGGGAACUACAGCCAGGCGCUGCUAUUUUUUUUUUUUUCUUGAUUCUCUCUUCUUCUUCUCUCUUCUCCCCUCGCGUAGCUGAGAGGAAGGAAAGGAAGAAAGAGAAGUAGCCAGCUGAAAUGUGCCUUGCUCUGCUGCCAGAGCUCCGGGGCUUGGCUGGAAGGAUCUAGUUUCUCUUCGGUGGCAGGAAAAGGAGCCAGAGGAGGAGGGAGAGACGGACGCACAGCCAUGCCCAUCCCGUCAGGCUGCUGGCUCCUUCUCCUUUGCCUCGCUGCUGCUGGCAAACAGUUGUCACUACAAAUUGCCCCACCGUGUGAAAGCGAACAACACUAUGAAUACUCCGGCCGGUGCUGCACAAAGUGUGAGCCAGGAAAAUAUAUGUCUGCUAGAUGCACUGGUACUUCUGAUAGUGUGUGCCAGCCAUGUGGCCCAAACGAGUAUAUGGAUGUCUGGAAUGAAGAAGACAAAUGUUUACUGCAUAAAAUAUGUGACCAAGGGAAAGCUUUGAGAGAAGUGAACCCAGGGAACAGCACGUUUCAGCGCCAGUGUGCUUGUACAAUGGGCUACCACUGGAAUGAAGACUGUGACUGCUGUCAGAGGAAUACUAUAUGUCUUCCAGGAUUUGGAGUCGAGCAUCCUGUGCAACAAGACAAGGACACAAUGUGUACACCAUGUCCCAGAGGCUACUUCUCAAAGGUCGCUUCAUCCACCAACAAGUGUAAACCCUGGACCAACUGUACAGUUCUAGGAAUGGCAGAAAUUGUGCCUGGCACUGACAAGUCAGAUGCAGUUUGUGCAGAACGGAAGACACCUGAGCCAUCGGAAGACGGAACAAACAGGAUCUUAUACGUGUUGAUUGUUAUCUUGUUUUUUGUGGCACUAUUUGUCAUUGUCAUCUUCAUCAUAUACUACAAGAAUAAGGGAAAAAAACUGACAGAUCUACAGAAUUGGGCUAAUGAAGUGUGCAGCCAAAUAAAAGGAACAAAGGAGCCUCCAAGGGAUGUGAACACCACAAAUGCUGCUGUCCCCCAGCCCUCUGAAGGCAUGUGUCUCCUGGGCCCUGCUGGUUCUCCUGCCUCUGGAAACUUGUGCUGCACCAGCAGUCAUGCUUCUUGCAGGAAUGGGAGCCCCAGCAUGGCACUGUGCAAAGCAGGAGGGAAUCUUCAAGAGUUUUUUGUGGAAACUGAGACUGAUGAGGACCAUUUCCCACCAAUUCCCAUGGAAGAUGAAUACACCGAUAAAGAUCUCAAUGCAAUUGAUGAUUUAUCAUCACUGAGUCGAACUGCCAGUAAAACUGUGUCAUCAUUUUCAGAACCAUUGGAGGCAGGGGAGAACGAUAGCUUAAAUCAGUACUUUUCAGGGACUGUGAGCACAGAGGACAUAUCAGUCUCUCAAGGCUCUUACCCUUCCCCUGACAGGGAUGGGGCACUUGCUGCCACGGACAAACUUCUUCAGAAAUCUUGCCAUUGUGCACAUAGUUGCCUGAGGGAAACAGGUAACAAAGACACAGAUCAUUUUGCAAAAAACUAUUGCUCAGAGAAGAUCUGUGUGAGGUGUGGGGUUGCAUACAGGGAGUCUCCCAGAAAGUGGAGCAAACCCUGUUGUGCUGCAGCUGACAGUGCCUCAAACUCCCCAGAAACUGGAUCCUAUGCACAGUGCACCUGUGGCUUGAAUUUUCUCUCUGCGGGUCAGAGCAGUCUAGCAAAUGAUCAUAGUAUGGAAGAUACAUCUUCAGAUAGUACCAACAUGAAAUAUCAGAACACAACCAGAAGUACUUCAGGGACAAAGAGCAGCACUUCAGACCUCCCUCCAGCAUCUGGAAAUGUGACUGGAAACAGUAACUCCACCUUUAUCUCAAGUGGACAAGUAAUGAAUUUCAAGGGUGAUAUCAUUGUUGUCUACCUUAGCCAAAACUCCCAGGAGGGGACAACAGCCUCAGGGCCAAGCGAGGAGAACGUAGGCAGCCCUGUGCAGGAGGAAAAUCUCAACCGCUGUGAGACUUUUGCUGGCAACACCCAGCACUACAAGGAGAAGUGUGCUGAGCUGCAGGGCGCCUGCCCGGCAAUGCAGAGUGGGGGGCCACGGUGGACCACCGGACUCGUGACCCAGGAGUGGGGACCAUCCUGCUGUGGCCAAGCCUCACAGCCCGUGCAGGAGGAGGGGAAGCUGGGACACUUCUCAGAGAAAGUGUUGAACUGAGGCGAGCUGGUGUCCUUGCUGCGGGCUGGGGCACCAACGAGCAGCCCGCAAAAGGGUGUGAGGCUGCUGUAGGGCUGCCGAAAUCCCGGGUGUCGUGACAGAUUUGGAGACUGUUGCUACCCUUGGUGCCUCCUGGGAAAUUCUAGAGCUGGAAUGGACUCUUGUGGCACACAUGCCAGUGGUGGUGCUCUCGCUGAGGAGGUUACCAGUGGGGAUGGGUGCAUGCUGCCCACCCAUUGCAGAAGCAGUGGCAGGGCACUCUCCCUCAUGGGGCAGCAGGCUCCCUGCCUGCCCCCACUCCCUGGCACCUUUCCCCAGCAAGCAGCAAAGGAAAGAUGAGGAGAGCCUACAGGCUGGGGACUUUGCAAGGAGAGGGCCAGCAUUGCUGGCUGGGCAUGCUAGGCACCCCCAGAGAGUGGAUGACAUGGCAGAGGACCGCACUGAAAGGGGCCCCUGAGCUCUGCAUCAGGGUUUUCUUUUUACAACUAAGCUGCAGCUAUUUUGCUGGGUCUUGGGCUUCCUCAAUGCCUCUGGUCAUGGAAGGAAGGGGUGUCCACAUCUGCCACUGAGCCCAGUGUUGCUGCUGACUUUCACCACCCCAUGGAGACAGGGCAGGUGGCAUCAGCCCUUCGCAUCUUAUCCCAAGAGUCUCAAACCAGCACCAGAGCUGAGACCCUGGUCUGUCCCAUAUUAACUUGUAGACAUGAAUAGGUGUAACAGUGCCCCAGGUACAGAACAACAGGCAAAGCAGAGCUGUUGUGCCAUAUCAGAUUAAUCUUGAGCAAAAAACAUUUACAGUUUUUGACCCUGAUUCACCUCUGUCUUAUUGCACCUCACCAGAGGAAUUCAAACCCUUGAAGAUGAGAAUGAUGUGCUUGGCACGCUGCUGGAAGAAUAAUGUCACUGGAAUUUAAGAUGCAGAGCUGCUAGUGAGUAGAGGAAGGGUCUAUGAUAACGAGCUGUGGACAUUUCCUGAGUGGCAGGAGAGGGAGGGAUCACCCGAGGAUGGAGAGUUUGAUCAGGGUCAAACACAGGUCCCUUUAUCUGCCCAAACAAUUUUGUCAUUCUGUCUGAUAUUUUCUUUAGUAAGUGAGGGUUUACUUAUGUGGCAUGAAGCUAUUACCAGAGCUCAGCCUGUUUGAGGUGAAAUUAGAGCAUCGCCACUGUCACACUGAGGGUUUGUAAGCAGUAGGACCAAAGGGUUGGAUUUAGGAAUAAUAGUAGUUGUAGCCAGAAGGGAGCCUCAGCUAUGCAGUUGGCUUUGGUUCAGGUCCCGUAUCCUGCAGCCUCCUCCAGUACCCACUGUGGAGAGAGAGAGAGGUGAAAGGAACAGAGACUCAAGGAACUCCCAAGAGGAAAAGUUAACAUUUUAAUGAUUUCCUGACAAAGGGUAAUUUUCUGACAUUCUCCUGCGUGGGAGUGCUGCAGGAGGCUAUCUUAGUCUGAGCCUUCAGGAAGGUCAGUGCUGUGUUUCCUGUCAGACUGUAAAGGGAACUAGUAUGUAGUGUGAUCUAAUCUGCCCGGAGGGAUAAGAUCUCUGGUAAGAAUGGGCUCCUCUCUGGGGUGGAUUUUAAAGCCAAGGAGUUCACCGCACAGCUGCUCUGUUUGCAAUAGUACAGCUCUGUGGAUGAAGAGCACCUAUAAAGCUGACAAAGUGACCACUGUGUCAAGAUGAGGUUCUUUCUCACCCAUAAAACAAAAGGAUGGACUUGGCCACGUUCACCUCUCAGGAGAACAAUUCUGAAUUAUUUAUCUGUCUGGCAUAUAAAAAUCAGUGCAGACAUGCAAGACUUUUUCUUGGGUGGCUGGCAAAAAUGGUGCAUGAACAGUCAGGCUCCCUUUCACCCCUGCAUGGCCUUUGGAAAACGAGGUCAUCCUAGACUAGGCUCAGCCAAGCAGGUGGGUUGUCCCAUUCAGUGAUGGCCCAAGCUACCUUUACUUCUUUGAAGGUGUGUUACUGAGGCUGUCUUGGUAUUCUUUUGUCUUUCCUGCUGGAUCCUUUAGCAAGCUCUUUCUGUCCUCUUCUGGCCUAAUUCUGAAUCCCCUAGGCGCUGGUGCACUAGGGACCAGGAAACAGACUCACCAUUGUGUUCAUGUAAGGUGGUGCAGAUAUUUUUCCACUUCAUCUGCAGCUUCUUUUCCCCAUGGAUUGCAUCUGCCACCAUAGAGCAGGCUCAAAAUACUAACUUCAGAGAAGACAAUGGGAAGUUUACUACGUGUCCUCAGUGAGGACUCGUUUUUUGCUCACUGAAUCGCAGAAUCCUACUGAGCAAGGAUUGGAACUAGAUUCAUCAGCAAGCUUGAAGACAUGGGUCAUAAUGAUCUCAGCACUGUGGCCACUCCUUAUGGGAAAUGCAAUGCACCAAUGGAUACAAUUCUUUUUCUUCUUGCAGAGUCUACCCAAAGUGAAGAAACCAGAUCACACAUCGGAAUGCUCCACGUUCCCUGGGUCUCUUGUCUGGCUGCUUUGACAUGGACCCCAGAGGGACUUCUUUAUCCUCACUAUUUCAUUUGCAAUCAGUUUGGAGGUGGGGCUAUUUUUUAACAUCUGUUUGUACAACAAACAUUGGGCACUAAUUUGGAGGCUUCUGGCUGCUAUUGUAAUACACAUAAUUAGUGACAAUAAAAAUCUUAAGGAUCAUCUGAGAGAAGAUUUGUAUGCCCAUGCUCAUUUUGACAAAAAAAAAAAAAUAAGAGAGGAUAAAAACAUACCUGGUUAAGCUUUUGUAAUAUUUUUUGUAUGUAGAAUUGUUUUAACAGGAAGUGCUUCCCUUCCCGUGUAUGUGCCACAAUAAUG
Cuculus canorus (common cuckoo) is the source of this 5008-nucleotide messenger RNA. It is a transcript of the gene TNFRSF11A, whose product is annotated as TNF receptor superfamily member 11a. Bases 241 to 2211 code for a protein of 656 amino acids. The record is from RefSeq and is a predicted model, not a curated record. Gene Ontology annotation, molecular function: tumor necrosis factor receptor activity; cytokine binding. Gene Ontology annotation, biological process: ossification; positive regulation of bone resorption; response to interleukin-1. The transcript is spliced from 10 exons. Lineage: Eukaryota; Metazoa; Chordata; Aves; Cuculiformes; Cuculidae. Gene Ontology annotation, cellular component: external side of plasma membrane.